This is a messenger RNA of Phyllopteryx taeniolatus (common seadragon), 9854 nucleotides long. Its product is annotated as interleukin-6-like. The transcript has 8 exons. Gene Ontology annotation, molecular function: interleukin-6 receptor binding; cytokine activity. Gene Ontology annotation, cellular component: extracellular region. The record is from RefSeq and is a predicted model, not a curated record. Lineage: Eukaryota; Metazoa; Chordata; Actinopteri; Syngnathiformes; Syngnathidae. Gene Ontology annotation, biological process: immune response; myeloid cell development; neutrophil differentiation. Bases 8979 to 9644 code for a protein of 221 amino acids.
CGCUGUCCUCUGGGGGCAGUAUAAGACGUCAGAUACAGUAUACAGUACUAUACUGGAGACUGACUUUUCAGUGCAGCAAUAAUAUGUAGUUGUUUUUUCACAGAGGAUAAAGAAUAUAUGCCUAUAAACAAGGCUAGUCUUAUCUGAGUGUGCGUGGUGGGGGUGCUGCUAUACAUUCCAGUUUAACCUGAAGCACGCAGCAGCAGGAUGGUGAACUAGUGGUUAGUGCAUCUGCCGCUGCCUCUUAUCCCACCCCACAUAUUGCUUGAGUAUGGAUUUCGUUACAAUGUGGCGUGGGCUGCACUUAGGCGCCUCGAACGUAAACAAAUGUGACUGAAAACUGCGCACAUUAUCUUCUCCAAGACUGCAUGGAUGCACCCACAAAUACACCCCAACCCCACCGCAUAGACAACUUUACCAAGCAAUCAACAGGAGGCCGAACCCCACGAAGUUGCGGGGGUCAGACAUGAGGUGUUGGCCGACCAGCCAAGACAUUCGUUCUUGCACCGCCGGAGGAAGGGCCGAUGGUGGCGGCUUGAUGUGCGCCGCCAGUGCAACAGGUGGCCGGAGCGACUGUCCCCGCCGGCUACUCUCGAUGUGCUCAGGAGACGGGGCGGUGGUAUCAUAAUGGAGACAUAAUCAGCCACUCAGCCGGUACUGGGUCUUGGAGGUGCCGCUGGGACGGAACUGGUUCCGCAUCAACCUGCCGCCAUAGAGGUCGAAGGACACCAGAAACAAUGGGGCAGAGUGUGCAGACACUAGGGAAGGUGAAAAGCGGAAGAGUUCAACAGGACGAUGUCACUUGGAUGCAGGUGCGCAACGCCGUGACGUGGAAACAGUUGCAAAAAGUCGUGACGACGAGACACGAUCAACAUAACGACUAUGACCUUUACUUGGGCGCCUCUUUUGGCCACCACGUGGUGGUCCCGUAUAGAUGGCCAAAAUGGUACCCAAGUAAAGGUCAGAGGAAACAGAUCCUACUAAUAUUUAGGGGGUGGAAUUGGAAAAACAUGACGUGAACUGAUUAGGGGUAAAUAAAAAAAAGUCGUAAGGGGAGAAACCGGAGAAAACAAAAUCUGAGUCAGAGUUGGGAAGAAGGUUGUAAAGUUUGCUGUAAACUUCAAAACUAGAACAACUGGAACCUAUGAAAAUGUAGACAUAGAUUGAAGCAUACAUUAACGCAACAUUAAUGCGCAUGCUAGCACACACACUCUUCCUGACUUGAUGAAGGUGACGCUCAUUGGGGCCUUGCUGCAGUAUGAAGUGUAAAUACUUCAUACAUUGAAUUGAAGAUUUCAAGUGAACAUGGUUUGAAAGAGAAUUUAUUUGAACGGAAGAUUUGCGAAGGGAGCCGAGCUGUGCAGAGUUCAUCUCCAGUGCACUUGUAUAACUCGGCUUUUCUAACUCUAACUUUUCUAAUAGGUUUUGUAAUCUGGGAUAAUUGGCCCCUUGCUGAGAGUCAGAUUACGCCAACACCAUCGAUGCCAACAGACGUACUGCAUUGGCGUUUUUUUUUGGUCAUGUUCAAAUGUUUGGAUGUGUUUGAAAAAGUGUUAUGUAGAAAAAGUGUUCUUGUCAAUAUCUCCAGGGACGCUUUUUAAAGGUUGAUAUGAGUAAGGAAAGCCGGUUUCUCAUUUAUUGGAUGUCCUUCUAGUGCACUAGUAGAAUGACUAAAGAACACUCAUAAAACAACUUUUAUUAUUGGUGACGUUUUUUCACUAGUGUUUUACAUUACUGUAGUAAUGUAGUAAGUAACAUGUAAGUCGUUCUACUGGUGCGCCCAAGUCGUUCUUCUAGUGCGUCAUAGCCAUUCUACUAGUGUACCUUAGUCAUACUACCGUCCUAGUCAUUCUACUAGUGGGCAGAAAUAUCAUAUGGUAGUGGAAGACACAAAGCAGAAAGAAAUCAGCACGAGUGAGACCAUCGUUUUGUUCAAAAACCUAAAUUUGGAUGCACCCAUCAAAUUUUAGGUGCCGCUGUGUUCCGAGUAAAAAAAAGAAAAGUAUACUCUGGAGCCCUGAAACUAAAGUCAGUAACAAACAUAUUGUCAAAGCUAAUCUUAAUUAAUCAGAUUUAUUAUUACAAAGCUCUUAAUCUUGUCAGAUGUUGAAUAAUUACAAAUCAUCAUUGUUUUUAAAUCAUAACUUUCUUAAGGAGCGCUGCCUUCUCUGAGCAACAUGUCGUUUGAUUUGAUCUGUCGGCUGUGAGGAUGAGAAAUAAAUCCUCCUAAAGAUGCUAAAACAAUCAAAAACAAAGCCACCUGGGCACGAGUCCAGCAAAGGCUCAUAGAUUUCUUUGGAGAAAACGCAACAUUUUCACAGGCUUUCUUAUUUGUCUUUGCUAAAUUGCUGAGAAGAAAAAAAAAAAAAAAAGAUUUUUUUUCUUCCCCCAUAGAGAAUGAUGAAAUAAGCUGCUUGGUGGGCCGUGGGGAUUCCACCGAGACCCGCCACUUGUACUUGUGCAUACAGAGCACCAGAUGCAUACACAGCAAAUAAACCUGAUCAUAUGGCAUGUUGAAGAGAUGAUCCCAGCAUAAUAUCUGCAGGUUGCACAUAGGAGAAGGGAGGAUGGAUUAUUGUGGGAAGGGGAAAGUGCGUAGAGAGGGAAGAUGAGAUGGGGAACAGAAGGAACACGAGGGACAAGCGGGGAGAGAGAGUGAAGCAAAUACCACAGGAGCUGGCAAAGCCUUUUAUUCCCAAAUUGUCACUUCGCACACACAAAUACAGUAUGUAUGCAGUCCCGUCUUUUUUUUCUCCUCCCCCAAGCCUGUGUCCUGCAUUCAAACUCGGCAUCUGCACACACACAUGGUCAGACAUCUUCCUUUAUCACACACAUGCACACACUACUCGAAGAACGCUCUUCAAACAAAUGCACUCUUCAUUAAAUAUAGAAGAGUGCCCGCCUGAGCUUAACUGAGCCAGGAUACAAUUCCUCUUAUGGAAUUCACCAUCCACAGAAACGGAAGAGGACAGCGCGAGCUAAAAGCAGCAGGCCGGGAAGACAAAAAUGCACUGGUGCCUUCACAUUCAAACAAAAGAUACGAAAGAUCUAAAAUCAUCUUUCCCUACUGAAAUGAAUGGAAAUGCCAUUCAAAAAAACAACAGCCCAAAAAAAGAAAACACAUUUUGUACUGUUUUUUUUUAAAGAAGAAAAAUAGCACUCUAUAAUGUUGGACUAAAAACAAAGUAGUGACAUAAUUAGUAGUCGUAGACCUGCUUCAUGUGUAAAGUGGCCUAAGACAAAUUCUGUUGUGAUUUGGCGCUAUACAAAUACAAUUGAAUUGCAUUCAAAGAACCUUAUGCUGCUUCUUCUAGUGUGCGCGCGUUGGCCACCUGGGGGCAGUAUAACACAGACAGACACACAUGAAGAGUUUCACAACUGAAUCAGUUAGCCGAAGUAAUAUUUGUCUUUUUUGUGUGUGCAAAGGAUAAAGAACAUGCCUGUGAGCUUUGGUAUGUCUGUCUACAUGUGUUUUUACACCAUCUGUGUUCAAGUACAAUUACUAUAAAAUAUAGAAUUUUGCUAAAUCGACUUUCCCAGGCAAAGGCAUGCGGUUGUUUCUAAUACACAACGUAUUUUUUCUCAGUUUUAUGUUUAAUUUGACAGUAAACUUCAACUGGGAGUGGCAAAAGACAGCUUGAAGCGUCAACAAAAAAAAACGCUCACUGUUCUGCCAAACUGCUUCUUACUGUGAAUGAAGUUCAGUUCAGUUCACUGCCACCAUAUCGCAUCCCAAUUUUUUGCGAGCAAGUCAAAGCAAAAAAUUGGCCGAACGACUGCUCGUAUCUUGGGAAAACUUGUACAACGGGUCACUCUUAUCUCAAGGCACCACUAUACUUUGAAUUACGCCUUGACCACUGUGUGUGUCUUCUUUGGGGUCUGACCAUUCACGUAACAUCACAUUGCACUGAUUUGUAUGACCCUCUUAAAUCAUUAUUACUACAUCUCAUUUCGUAUUCAAAUGUGUGUAUGCUGCACGACGUGGUCUUUAGGUGGAUAAAUACUGCCUCCAAACUCUUCUAGUGGUCACUUUUCUCGAGGACAAAAAAACCCCAUCAUUAUAUAAUACUGUAUCAACACAUAGGCCUACUGUACGGCUGUAAAAUCAAAGUCAAAGCACACCUCUUAAAGGCAGAGUCAUCUCAUUGUUGCAGUCACAAUUCUUGAUGUGCUUUAUGUCCUUUUUUUGUCAUGUUUUUCAUAUUUUCACUGUUCUGGGACUCGGGGUUCGAAUCUUAGCUCCUACCUUCCCAUGUGGAGUUUGCAUGUUGUCCUCACGCUUGCGUGGGUUUUCCCCCGUGUACUCUGGCCUCCUCCCACCUUCCAAAAACAUGCAUGUUAGGUUCACUGAAGACCAGUGAAUGUGAGUGUGAAUGCUUGAUUGCCUCUAUAGGUGCCCUGCGAUUGACUCGCAACCAGUCCAACCAGUUGUACCCCGCAUCUCGCCCACAGUCAGCUGGGAUAGACUCCGGCUCACCUGCGACCCUCAUGAAGACGAGAGGCAUAGGAAAUGGAUUCAUGGAUUGGGUGGCUAGACAUACUGUACAUAUGUACAAGAGGUUACAAGGCUGCUUCAACACUGCCAUCUAGCUUCAUCAACAGUAAUCUGCAGACUACAGUCAAGCUGAAUGUCGUUUAAAUGUCACGGCUGUAGUGCAUAGAUGUCAAACUCAGGCCCGGGGGCCAAAUUUAGCCCACGAUGUAAUUAUAUUUGGCCCGGAAGACCAUAUUAAUUGUGUAUUAGAGCUGGCCCGCCAGUAUAUGGCACAUGCACCACUAAUAUUACAAAUCCCAGAAUGCUUUGCUAGCGUGUUGGCCCAUCAGUCUAGACCGGCGAGCGCCCCUUCCCUUUCUGUUGCAGUCGUUAGCAACUAUGCUACCAGUCUCCUCGAGCAAAUUUACACUUCCCCUUCGCAAAAAUGGAAAAAUGGAAAGAUGGAAAACAGUUAAAUUCCAAGACAGGUGGGAGGCAGAUUAUCUGUUGACUACAGUAAAAGACAGACCUGUUUGUCGUGUGCGGAGCAACGUGGAAAGAAUAUAACAAUUGAAUUCAUGUUUUUUUUUAAUGCCGUUUAUCAACUCCUAGGCAGGGACUGUUAAUAGUUUGAGGUUUGGAUUUUUAUUGAAGGACAUUCUUAUUUUAUUGGGUUGUUUUGUUGUUGGCCUUUGGAAAAAAAAAUAUUUACAUCAAAAAGAAAGGUAGUUGGAGAUAGAUAGAUAGAAGAGAGAGACAGAAGAAUUCAUGUCAUCAAUUUAAAUACAAAACAACAAACAAAUACCACUGAUGAAUUUUAUCGUAAAUUUGAUUUCUCAUGUUUAUAAUAUUAAAGACAAACUUUAAUAUUAUUAUUCCAGAUUCAGUGUUUCAGCAAAAUUUAAGUUUGUUGUCAAUGAUCAACUUUAAUGCUACAUUUCUGCAGAAAAGGGAAACAUGCACAUCACAUUGAUUUUUCAUUAAAUAUUGAGUUUGGCCCGCGACGUUGUCCCAAUUUUUAAUUUUGACCCACCGUGAAGUUGAGUUUGACACCCCUGCUGUAGUGGCUGUGUAUGGUUCUUGAGGCGCCUGGUUGUUGAAUGCUAAUGUCAGUCGUCCAAGACACCAAAGUACAAACAAGAGUCAAUGGCAAAUACAGUUGUGACCAGCUCUUCCAAAAUAAAAAAUAAAAAUUAAAAAAGAGGCUUCGAGCUGUUUAUUGCCACUCCCAGUUGAGGUUUACUGUCAAACUCAACAUAAAACAGAGAAUUACACGAUGUGUUUUUCAAACCACACACGGCUUUGCUUUCAGUCCGUUUAACUUAACAGCAACAAACAAACUAACAAUGCCGGCUAACGAAUUGCAUCGGUGUUGCAGUGUUUAAACAACAGAUAUUUGAAUACAAACAGCGGAGCAACACACGUAGAUAGAUAAUCCAACAAUACUCACAGGAAUAUAUUCUUUAUCCUCUAUGAGGAAGGACUCAUUUUACUUUGGACUUUUUUGAACGGCCCGUAUGUCUGGAUUGUACUGCCCCCCAGGUGACCAACGCGCACACUAGAAUGAUCAGCACAAUGUCCAUUGAAGCAAAAAGAUUUGGACAAAACUGUUUCAUUCUUUACAUUCUAUUCAAUUAUGGAAUUACUGUAUGUUAGUAGCACAUUAUAGAGUGCUAUUUUUCUUUUUAAAAACGCAUUACAAUUUAUUUAUUGUUUUUAUGGGGGGGCUGAGGCUGGUACUACAGAUAUUAUAAAAUGCUUGAAAUCCCAUUAUUUACAUUUGCAUUAUUGUGUCAGAUUUCUUUAAAGGCCCACUAUGGCAUUUAUGAGUGUAAACUUCUCAUCAGUAACAGCAACAAAAGACUCCAAACAAAAUCAAGUUGCUGAUGCAAACAUACAAUAGUGACAUACAGCAUACCGGUGUUCUGAGAGUACAAUGAGCAAUUACACGAAAUCAAAAAUUAACCAAAACUUCCCUUUUAGUGGUUUUCACUGAUAAUGAAAGGCUAAUGAGGAACAGUCACAAUGAGACUUGAUUUUGUCAACUCUUAAUUUCAGCCAUGCCAAGCAUGACGAGAGCAGGAUUUACCACAAUACGGUGACGUAAGGUUUCAGUGGAAGAGUGAAAGGAAUUGAAAACAAAUGAUGAAGCGGAAAGGAAGUCUGGGCUGUUGACAGAGGAAAUACACUCUGAUACACCAAAAAAACAUUGUCUCUAAAAACUCGGAAUCAGAAUUGAGAAUUAGAAAACUAUGACUUCUAAAAAUACACACAGUAUACUCUGAAUAUAUAUUUACACAGCCCUGGGAAUAACUGGCAAGGUCCAGGAUGUAGUCUGCCUUUCACUCCAAGUCAUCUGGGAUAGGCUUCAGCUCCCCAUCACCCUGAACAAGAUAAGCAGUCUGAAAAAAAUGGAGGAAUGAAUAUAAUUAGGCGGCAGGGUGAGCAACUGGUUAGAGCGUCUGCCUCACAGUUCUAAGGACCGGGGUUCAAUCCCCGGCCCCGCCUGUGUGGAGUUUGCAUGUUCGCCCCGUGCCUGCGUGGGUUUUCUCCGGAUUUCCUCCCACAUUCCAAAAACAUGCAAGGUAGGUUAAUUGAAGUCUCUAAAUUGCUCAUAGGUGUGAAUGUGAGUGCAGAUGGUUGUUUGUUUGGAUGUGCCCUGCGAUUGGCUGGCGACCAGUUCAGGGUGCACCCCCCCUCCCGCCCGAUGAUAGCUGGGAUAGGCUCCAGCACGCCCGCGACCCGCGUGAGGAGAAGCGGCUCAGAAAAUGGAUGGAUGGAUAUAAUUACACAAAUGAAUAUGAUGCAAUAUGAACACGUAAAUCCGUUCUUACAACAUCCUCGGGACAGCAGAUUCAAUAGCAACAUUGUGGAAGUUGUUUUUUUUUCACUCUCAACAUCAGAAUAUAUCAUGUCAUGCUAGUCUAUUUUUGCGAACUUUGCUCAUUCAACUCAUCCAUUAGUAUUACUCAGUGAGAGUGGAAAAAAAAAACUUGUCAUGAAAGUAAAGUAGCUUCACAAUUGAGUCAUAAGUAUAGCACAUUUGGUCAUUAUUCCUUUUAAUCAGUGACUAAACUGAGAGGAAAAGAUUGCUUCACCACUGAACAACCACAACGUUUUAUUACAAUAUUUUUUUAAAGAAAUAGCUCAAUUAAAUGCCAGUGUUAAAUAUAACUUAACUGUACUUGAAAAAAUUUACUGUACUGGAUUCAAAGAAAGUUGAAACAGUCUGUAUGCAUAGCUAGAAGCAUUUUUUUAUAUAUAUGUUUGAUUUUAUUUCAUGUUUUAAAUUUUGUUGUACAUUUUAUUUACAUUGAGAAUCCUCACCUAGAUGAUAUUCAGUAUCCCUCUUAAUGCUUUUUUUUUUUUUUUUUUUUAAAACGUUUUUUUAAUUGAACCUUUAUUUAUCCAGGUAAGGCAAUUGAGAACAGAUUGUCAUUAGCAAUGCCGACCUGGCUGCAGACAGCAGAGGACAACAAAGGAAAAAUAAAAGCAAAUGGAAAUAUAUUAACAUCAAACUGUACAAUGUGAUAGUUACAUAUUUACAUUAUACUUAACAUUACAUAUUAGCACAUGGUGAAUAAAAGGUUCAUAACAGGCUAAAAACAGGUGCAGCGAUCAUGUACAGUAUCCCUCACUAACUUCUUAAACAAUGAUAUGGGGAUGAAUGAGGUGAGUUUUAUUAUUUUUUUUGUUCCAGUUGUUUGGGGCAGAAAAUUUAGAACAUGAUCUACCGAAAUUAGUGUGGAUUUGGGGCACGGAUAGGUUACUAAAACUGCGGGAAAGGAGAGUGUGGGUAAUGGUAUGCAUGGUGAGGAGAGAGUAAAGAUUGGGUGGGGUCUUGCGAAAGAGUCUUUUAUAUUUAUCACUUGGAAUGUUGUGUAAAUCAACCCCGUCCUUUCUUGAAGUGUAUUUUUUUAAAUUUUUAGUUUGUUAUACUGUUUUAUGUUACAUCGCAAUCCCGCAUAGGGAAAGUCAACAAUGAAUGAUGAAUAAUCAAUAUUAUUAGCAGAAUUACAUGACCCCAAAACCAAAUUUUGCUGGGUCCCCUAUGUAGACUUCGUCUGGCUUUCUAUCUACCAUAAGGUCUUCGAUAAAACUAUAAGGUUCCAAUAAUAAGGUCAGCGCAAAGGUGAACUGUCUUUUUAAUGACAUUGACACUGUGAGAAAAAAUGUCAUCAAAACCAAAGAAUGAUCCAGGUACCAUGAUGCGAUUGUUGAUGUGGUGACUGCGAUCCAGCUCAGAAGUACUUUUUAAACAGACACUAAAAAUACAAAAUAAAAGUCUAUGAUUCAUAGUAUUGUUGAAUCAAAUGAGGUCUAAAAUAUACUCAAUGGACACGUUGGGAUGGACCACAACAAAUGGAUGCUUGAUGCAGGAGAGUAUUGGGAAAUCCCUCCGGUCAGUAGAAUAUAUAAUGCCGGCGUGAUGUGAAGACAAGACAAGUUCCACGAGAGGAGGCGGUCAACACAAGAGGAAUAUCAACUCGGCCAGCGACGCAACAUGUCCUCUGAAAUGUACGCACACAUCCUCGCUUUGGGGUUGCUGGCCCCUCUUGUACUGCGUGCCGCCGGAGCUCCGCUUCCAGAAGCACCCACUGUCCUUCCAGGUGACACCUCAGGUGAGGAAGAGACGGAGCCCUCCGACCUGCUGAGCUCCUCCCCAGUUUGGGACUCGGUUGUGGGUAUCGCGAAAAAACACCAGAAAGCUUUUGAAGAUGAAUUUCAAAAUAAUGCCAAGUAUCAUUUACUGGAUGAAUACAAAGUAUCCCAGCUUCCAGUAAACUGCCCCAGCUCCAACUUCAGCAAGGAGGCUUGCCUCCACAGGCUGGCCCAAGGUCUGACCAUCUACACAAGUCUUCUGAAGUACGUGGAGAAGGUCUAUCCCGGCAGUAGAAAUCUGUUCGAGGCCAAACACUACACCGGACUCCUGCUCAGGCUCAUCAAACAAAAGAUGAAAAAGACAGAAGAGGUCACAGGACUGAGCAGCAGCCAAGAGGAGAGCCUACUGGAGUCACUGGACAACCAAGAUGUUUUCCACAGAAAAAUGACGGCACACAGCAUCCUGCAGCAGCUCUUCGUCUUCCUGGUUGACGGCAAGAGAGCGCUGCGCCGGAAAGAGAGGCGGAGGGGAAGAGUCCUCGCGGUCGCAAUGUAUCAUCCAUUAUAGUAGUCACAUCCGCAAUGAAGCCCGUCUCUGGAAAGUUGGGCAAAACUUAUCAAAUUAAGGGAAGUUUUAUCUGUAGUGAAGUGUCGUAAUCCACUGACGGAAUAAUGAUGUAUUUAUGAGUUUUUUAAUGAUGCACUGAGACUUUUUUUCCCCUCAAAUUAUUAUUUAUUCUUUGGAGAAAAUAUUUAUUGCUCACACAAAAACCUGUUG